Molecule: messenger RNA, 1253 nt
Organism: Cantharellus anzutake
Lineage: Eukaryota; Fungi; Basidiomycota; Agaricomycetes; Cantharellales; Hydnaceae
Exons: 2
Coding region: 318-1163 (281 amino acids)
Source: RefSeq, a predicted model, not a curated record
CUGCUCAUGGACUUCGCUACCACUUUCAUCCUCCUCUGGCAUGUUGAUCAACGGCGAAUCCUUAGCAGAGGGCUGCGACGAUCAUCGUGUGAUGACGCGUUGAAGCAAACAUUGUUCAAAUGGAGGCAGCGUUGUAUUCUUGGUUUCCUCCUCGUUGUCCCAAUACAACUCCCAAGAGGAUUUCUCCUCCUCUUUUGGGUGAGAGACACCAUCCGACAAGAGCUCGCAGACCAGCUGAUUUUCAUCCCUUACCAUUAGCCCAAUCCACUUGUCAUGGAUUUGAUGUCGGUUUUGUCGGGACCAGUUAGUUUUCCUUUAUGUUCAACAUUUAUACAUGCGGAAAUCUGAUGUUGUCUGUGCAGAUACAUUAUUUAUCAUUUCUACUAUUGGUUCUCCGCAUCACGUCACGGGGCAGUCCCGACGAGGACAUAGCCCUCAGUCCUAUAUUGCCACAGAGUGGGGAUGUGGAUGCCCCCGUCCAAGAUCCUACCACUGGAGUGGCAACGACUGACUUGGGCGCCCAGAAUGGAGAAACUCUCGCAGCAGGGUCCCAAGCACCUGAGAAUCAGUUCGGUAAGCCUAGUGUCACCAAACCCCGCACUCAUGGUCUCAUCACCCAUUCAUCCCACUGCCAGACUUCCGAACCAGACGGUAACUCUCCAGAAGCAGGCAAGAACCCAGCGCAUGUGCAGCCGGCGAUGGCUCGAACCAGCUCCUCGAGCCCCAAUCGGCACGGAGCAGGGCAGUGGACUAAUGAGCCACCACUCAGCACAGUUCCAAGUUCGUCAAGGGGGUAUAGCGCGCUGCACUCUUCCUGCAUAUUCAUAUUUAUACCGUGGAAGGGGUAUUAUCCAUCAACUAUGCCCAUAAACUUCCUACUGCGCCGUUUUCGCGGCAUACAUUUGUUUAUCCACUCCCAUUGUCUCGUAGUCUCACACACGAAACUAAUAUUUAGUUCUCAUCCCUUUGAUUCCUGUUUCGAAAUGUCUUGUUCACUGCUGAACAUCCCUGAGAUCGGGUGCAGAACUUACAUGAUCGAUGAAACCCGGAACUGCCACACACGCCUGCGCGGCGGGGGAAAUUCGCCAACAGUCCGCCUCGCAAAUGUCAUCAAGGGAUUUAGUGACCGCCAAUUGAUAGGAUAUCAGCAAGCCAGCGGUUGACACGAGGUGGAUUGAUUGCGAUCGGCGUCUCAUCCGAUCGUUGGAAGUAAAUUCAAUGCAGCAGCACAGCAAUCAUGUGAAGCUACAAGA